Molecule: messenger RNA, 1598 nt
Organism: Leucoraja erinaceus (little skate)
Lineage: Eukaryota; Metazoa; Chordata; Chondrichthyes; Rajiformes; Rajidae
Gene: memo1
Product: mediator of cell motility 1
Exons: 9
Coding region: 186-1079 (297 amino acids)
Source: RefSeq, a predicted model, not a curated record
CGGCUCAGCUGUUGCCGCUUUGUUCUCGUGCUCUCGCUGGCCGCCCACAGCCGGUGAGCGGCAGCGGCAGCGGCGACGGCGGCGGCCUGUCCGAGUCAGUGCCACCAGCCCUCAGCUGCCGCUGGGUCCAGGCUGCGGCCCUCACAUCCUGCCGUGAUCCCAUCAUAGGAGGCUCCGGCUCGAAGAUGUCCAGCCGAGCCGUCUGCCGAGAGGCCAGUCACGCCGGGAGUUGGUACACGGCGUCAGGACCUCAACUCAAUGCACAACUAGAUAGCUGGCUUGCCCAAGCACAAUCCACUGGGAGACCGGCUAGAGCUAUUAUUGCACCUCACGCAGGGUACACGUACUGUGGAUCUUGUGCUGCUCAUGCUUAUAAACAAGUGGAUCCAUCCAUCACACGCAGAGUUUUUAUCUUGGGACCAUCGCACCAUGCACCUCUAUCUCGCUGUGCUCUAUCCACUGCAGAUAUUUAUAGAACGCCUUUGUACGAUCUACGCAUCGAUCAAAAGAUUUACGGAGAGCUGUGGAAGACGGGAAUGUUUGAGCGAAUGACGAUUCAGAUAGACGAAGACGAACACAGUAUUGAAAUGCAUUUGCCUUACACAGCUAAAACCAUGGAAAGCCAAAAAGAUGAGUUAACCAUUGUUCCUGUUUUGGUUGGAGCAUUGAGUGAUUCCAAAGAACAGAUGUACGGGGAGCUCUUUAGUAAAUACCUUGCAGAUCCUCUAAAUCUCUUUGUGAUUUCAUCAGAUUUCUGUCACUGGGGGCAACGUUUUCGAUUCACACAUUACGACGAGAGUCAAGGAGAGAUCUACAGGUCAAUUCAGCACUUGGAUAAAAUGGGUAUGGAUAUUAUAGAGCAACUAGAUGCUGUAUCGUUUAACAACUAUUUGAAGAAAUACCACAACACUAUCUGUGGUCGUCAUCCCAUUGGGGUUCUGCUCAAUGCAGUGACAGAAUUGAGGAAGAGUGGGAUGAACAUGGCUUUCUCGUUCCUGAACUACUCUCAAUCAAGUCAAUGCAAAAACUGGGACGAUAGUUCCGUUAGCUAUGCUGCGGGUACUCUGAUGGUUCACUGAAUCACUGCUGCUUAGGAAAGCCACUGCAUUCUCCGUCUCCUGAUCCCAGCCUUCCUCCAUCGGAUGUUGAACAUUUGAACUCUUUCUUCCCUGAGGUGUAGUCCCUCAUAGUUUUGAUUGACAUGUGCUUUAUGUUUUUCUUUCCUUUUUAGACUGGUGAGGUACAGGAUGACGUAAACUAGCAAUUAAAUUGGCCAUAGCUGGCAGUAUAAAACAAUAGAUGUGUACUUGCUUACAGAUAGUUCGGCAGGAUGUCAGUGAGAGUGUACCAUUUAUAUCCAAGUCAGUUGCAUUUAUAAUCUUACACCAUAGUUACUCAAUAUAAGCUGCAGUGCAAACAGCUGCUGCCAACAUUGUAUAAGGUUAUUUUUUUGUUUAGUUGCUAAUAAAGGGCUACACACACCAAAAUGGUCUUAUGAUUUAGAUUUCCUGCAAUCUGAAGUGUAAUCUGAAUUGUCACUAACUGUAGUGUUUUUUAUUACCUAUUUCGAAAAACAAUUAAAGUUUUAUUCUUGAUUA